Molecule: messenger RNA, 4413 nt
Organism: Asparagus officinalis (garden asparagus)
Lineage: Eukaryota; Viridiplantae; Streptophyta; Magnoliopsida; Asparagales; Asparagaceae
Exons: 6
Coding region: 1-4413 (1470 amino acids)
Source: RefSeq, a predicted model, not a curated record
AUGGGUCGUGAGGUAAAUCAGAAUUGUUCAUUAGAAUAUUUUCCUCCAUCUAUUGAUAGCAAUGGUUUGUUAUAUGCUUCUAUUCCAAGAUCUGAAAUUCUUCUUAAUGUUGAUAAAUGGAAUAAUACUUUAAUUGGAUAUGUUCUUGGUGAUAAACCUUUUUAUACCCAUUUAAAAGGUUGUGUUGGUCGGCUAUGGAAACUAAAAUGUUCUCUUGAGAUAUAUUCUAGGGAAAAUGAAAGAGAACUCCUUAACUCAGUUCCAGUUUGGAUUAGACUUCCAGCUCUGCAUCUAAAGCUUUGGUCUAAUAAUAUUAUUGGUCGUAUUGCUAGUAUUGUGGGUAAACCUCUUUAUAUAGAUCAAGCGACAGCAUCGGGGGAAAGGCUAGCAUAUGCUAGAUGUUUUGUGGAAAUUUCAUCUAAAGCUAAGCUACCAAAUUAUAUAAGGAUGGAUUUAGGGAAUGGAGAUUGGUUGGAAACUGCCGUUGAGUAUGAAUGGAUUCCACCUAAAUGUGUUAAAUGUCAGAAUUUUGGCCAUGUUGAUCAUCAGUGUCCAGUUGUUAUAGUUGAGAAGUGGGUGGCUAAAACAACAUUGAAUGAAACAGGGUUUGGAGAAUCUAUGAUUAAACAUAAUGAAGGCCUACUAAAUGAAGAUGCUGUUAUUAAUAAGAGUCAGAUAAAUGUUGAAGCUACAAAUAAUGGAAGUAUAAUUCAUGCCAUUAAUGAAGAUGAUGUUGCCAUUAAUGAUGUUCUUUCGGAUUCUGAGGAUUUUUCUGAUCGAGAGUUGGUGUCUCAUAAUGAUGAAAGCCAAGCUAAAAAGGAUAAAUUAAAUGCCCAAGAGUUAUCUAUGAAAGAUAAAUCUCCUUACUCUGAUACAACUGAUACCCUGGAAACAGAGCUGCCACAUAAAUCUGAUUCUAUGAACAAGGUUGCUGUUAAUAGAAACAAUUAUGAUUUUAUUCAUGAUCCUCAACAAUCUGUCUCUGCUAAUAUCUUAGAAGAUAUACCAGGUUCCUCUGACAUUACAGUUACAGAUGUUCCUAUUACUGAGAAUAAUUCAGAACAGACUAAAAAUAAUGCAGUUUUUUUGGAUUCUUUGCAAUCUGAUGUGGAUAAUUCAAAAGAGAAAGGAUUAGAUUUUACUAUUGCUGUUGAUAAUCCUGACUGGAUAACAGAAAAAGACCAGCUGAUUAUGAAGAAGAAAAGCCAGGUCAAAGUGAAUAAAGACCCCUCAGAGACAAAAGUCAAAUCAGCUAAAGCUUACAGAAUUACUAAAUGUAUUCCUGCUCAUUGGUCUUUUUGCAACAAUUAUUUUGCUUCUGAUAGAGGGAGAAUCUGGGUGGUAUGGGAUUCUGAUAUCUGGAAUGGUGAUGUAUUAUCUGCUACUUUACAAGUUAUAACCAUUAGACUUCAAAACAAAGGAGGUUUCAACUUAUUGUUGAGUGUCAUUUAUGGGGAAAAUUCAGAAUCUGCAAGAUUAUCAUUAUGGGCUGACAUUAGAGACAUCUAUGAUAAAUUUAAAUCAAUGCCAUGGUUGCUUGUGGGGGACUUCAAUGUUUGUAGAUUUACUACAGAAAAAAUUGGAGGUAGACAUCUUACUGUUAAGAAACUCCAGGAUUUUAAUGAUUGUAUUCAAUCAUGUGGUCUAUCUGAUAUCAAGAGCACUGGUUCUCUAUGGACAUGGCAUAAUAAACAACAAGGUCAAGGCAGAAUAUAUGGUAAAUUGGAUAGAGGUCUGGGAAAUACUAAAUUGUUUGAUCAAUUUCCUCAAGCCUUUAUAGAAUAUAAGAGUACUUCAACUAGUGACCAUACUCUAGCGCUCCUUCAUCUGACUCCCAAAUUACAGUCUGGACCAAAACCUUUUAGAUUUUUUAAUUUCUGGAUGCAAUGUCAGGGUUAUGAAGAAAUUCUCAGAUGUGUUUGGAACAAACAUUACACAGGUUCUCCUAUGUUUAUUUUGGUUUCUAAACUUAAGGAUCUUAAACUGACAUUGAAGCAAUGGACAAAUCAGUCUGAUGUAUCUCCUAAAGCUAACAUUAUGAAGCUUAAAAACAAAUUGGAUAUCAUUCAACAGAAGCUAAAUCAGGACUUUCAUAAUGAGGACCUACAGGACUCAGAAUCUGCAAUAAUUAUUGAACUAGAUGGUUGGCUAUGUAGAGAAGAAGAGGAGAUGAGACAUAUUAUUGCUCAAAAUGGAUCACAUAUCACUUCAAAUGACAAUAUUAAACACAUUGCUGCCAGCUUUUAUGAAGAUCUUUUCAAUCAAACAUCUUACUGGAAUGUCUUUCCUAAAUUGACAGUAAAGAGGAUUCUGACUGCUGAGUCUAAACAAUGGUUAGUUCAGGAAGUUAACUACAAAGAGAUUAGAAAUGCCCUCUUCCAAAUGAAUGCAGAUAAGGCUCCAGGACCAGAUGGCUUCAACGCAUAUUUCUAUCAACAAAAUUGGAACAUGAUCAGUGGUGAUGUUGUCUUGGCAGUGCAAUCUUUCUUCAAAUCUGGUACAAUUCUUAAGCAGAUCAAUCAUACAUUUCUCACUCUUGUACCGAAAUCAAAGGAAGCUACUUCCAUUCAAGAUUACAGACCUAUUUCAUGUUGCAAUGUCAUUUAUAAGAUUAUUACUAAGAUUCUGGCCAAUAGAUUAAAGAUGGUGAUUGGGGAAUUAAUUUCAAAGAAUCAGCAUGCUUUUCUUCAGGGGAGACAUAUUGGUGAGUGUUCUUUACUUGCUCAUGAAUUACUUAGAGAUUUCAAUAGGAAUCAUGGCAAGAGAGCCUGUUUUAAAAUUGAUCUUCACAAGGCUUUUGAUAGCAUCAACAGGGAAUUUGUAUACUAUGUUAUGCAUUGUAUGGGCUUUCCUGUUAAAUGGAUUUCUUGGAUCAGAGCAUGUCUUUCCACUCCUUCCUUUUCUGUCCUCUUAAAUGGUUCCUCUUCAGGUUUUUUUAAAAGUAAUAGAGGUAUUAGACAAGGGGAUCCUCUAUCUCCUUAUAUCUUUGUUAUGGUCAUGGAAUUUUGGUCUAUUGGUAUGGAGCUAGCAGUUAUCUCAGGGAAAAUACAGAAUUUUAAAACUCAACAUGAUCUUCAAGUCUCUCAUAUAUUGUUUGCAGAUGAUAUGUUGGUUUUUUGUAGAGCAAAUAAAAAAUCUUUUGAAGGUAUCAAUAAUCUGUUGGAUACUAUGGCUUUGAAUACUGGACUGUGUAUAAACAGAAAGAAAAGCAAAUUAUAUUUCAGCAAAGGAUGCAACUGUAAAGGAGUGUUAAGCUCUAUUGUGGGAAUUUCAAUAGGGACUCUUCCUAUGAAAUAUUUAGGAUUACCUUUAUCUGCAAAAUACCCAAAAACAAAGGAUUUUCUUCCACUUAUUGACAAGGUCAGACAUAAGAUUGAAGGUUGGAUGUCUCAUUCUUUAUCCUUUGCAGGUCGUCUAGAACUCAUCAAAUCAGUAUUAUUCAGUACCUCUGCUUACUGGUAUUUUGUAUAUAAAUUCCCUCAUUCCAUUAUACAAAACCUGGAAUCUAUCUUUGCAAAUUUUCUUUGGUCUGGACAGUUUCAUGCUAUCAACUGGAAGGAAGUUUGUCGACCAAAACAGGAAGGGGGAUUUGGUCUGAGAAGAUUGAAGGAUCUAAGUCAAGCAGCUGCCCUUAAAUUGAUAUGGAGACUUCUUACAGCUAAUUCUCUUUGGACAAACUGGAUGAAUGUCAGAUAUAUCAGGGGAGACAAUUUUUGGGAAUCUAAUACAAAUCUGUUGGAUUCUGGAACCUGGAAGCAUAUAUCUAGUCUCAAAAAUCAAGCUCUGAAAUGCAUUAUGAAAUCUAUUGGGAAUGGAGAGACCACUUCCCUUUGGUUUGACCCAUGGUUACAGGAAGGAAGAAUUAUUGAACUACUACAUUAUCUCACUCCUCAACACACAGACACUACUACUUGGACAUUUCAGGUUAAAAAGAUCAAUGGAUAUGGUUGCAUACAGGUGAUGGUGAUUUCUCCUUUUCUUCAGCUUGGAAUCAAGUUCGUACAUCCUAUGACAAAUUUGAGCUUUACAAUGUGGUAUGGUUCCCAAACUCAAAUCCUAGAAUGUCUUGUUGCAUGCUCAGAAGUUUAUGUAACAGCAUAUAUCUGGAAGCUAUGUAAACUGAAACUGCAAAUGAAAAUUACUGAUGUUAAGGAUCUUAAGACAGAAGCCCUGGAAAUCCAACAAAAGUUCAAGAAGAAAGAUAAUACCUAUAUCUUGGCUAGAUUAGCACUAAAUGCAACUGUUUGGCAUAUUUGGCAGGAAAGGAAUAAAAGGAUUUUCCAUGAUCAAAAACUACAUAAGAUUAUGGUGUUUAGGAGAAUAUAUGAAGACAUUAAUAUUCUGCUUAGGACUUGCAAUUGGAAGGUUGGUAAUUCAGAUAUUCUAUCAAAUUGGAGCUAUGUAAAACUGUGA